Molecule: messenger RNA, 261 nt
Organism: Meloidogyne enterolobii
Lineage: Eukaryota; Metazoa; Nematoda; Chromadorea; Rhabditida; Meloidogynidae
Source: the annotation of a GenBank genome assembly
CUUUCUUUCCUAAUGGCCAGGCCUUUUUACUACCCCCUUUUAUUUUUUAUUUUAAAGUGCCAAAUGACGGACACAUGGCUUUUUCUGCCUUUUAUUAUUUUUAGUCACGCAAAAAUUCCAAUCUUUUUUCUCGAAGCUCCCUCUGACAAUAUUUUCCCUCCCUCUCAAUCCUUCCCUCUUACCCUACAUCCUACUAGCCCUUUAUUUUUUAGUAUAAAUAUAUAUACUCACAUAUUUUUCCUUCUAGCUUGUUUGUGUUGA